Raphanus sativus (radish) is the source of this 1357-nucleotide messenger RNA. RefSeq names its product 11-beta-hydroxysteroid dehydrogenase-like 6. The record is from RefSeq and is a predicted model, not a curated record. Lineage: Eukaryota; Viridiplantae; Streptophyta; Magnoliopsida; Brassicales; Brassicaceae. Gene Ontology annotation, molecular function: oxidoreductase activity. Bases 229 to 1167 code for a protein of 312 amino acids. The transcript is spliced from 7 exons.
GAUAGAGAGUUGACAAAAAAUAAGAUGAUUUUAGAUUUUGUUUUGCAAUUUUUUUGUUGUAACAAAAUGUUAUGCUUCUCAAUUAGACUGCAGAAACACAUGUUAGCACCUCAGCUUGUAGGUUUGCCACAUUGCCACUAGAGCUUGCCUUAAAAUAGGCUUACAAAAAAAAUACAAAGAAGGCGGAGAGAACAACGAAAACCAAUAGUGAAGCAGAUUCCUCCAUACAUGGAUUCAAUCAACAAUAUUAUCAACUUCGUGUUUCCUCCUUUAGCCUUGUACGGACUUUUCGUCUUCUACCCAAUAUACCAGAGGCUGAAGUCCGCCGUCUCCAUCUGCCGGAAUGUUUUCUCGGAAAAUGUCGCCGGAAAAGUGGUUGUAAUCACCGGAGCAGCAUCUGGCAUAGGCGAGGCUUUAGCAUACGAGUACGGGAAGAAAGGUGCGUACUUAGCCCUUGUUGAUAUAAGAGAUGAACCUCUCUUCCACGUGGCUGCUCUCGCUGAGAUCUAUGGGUCCCCUGAAGUCAUCCCCAUUGUCGCCGAUGUUUCUAAACUCCACGACUGCGAACGUUUUAUCCAAGCCACGGUUCUUCAUUUUGGCCGAUUGGAUCAUCUAGUUACAAAUGCAGGAGUUGCUCCACUCUAUUUGUUUGAAGACAUUGACGAUCUUUCCAAAGCUACGCCAGCUAUGGACAUAAACUUUUGGGGAUCUGUGUAUUGCACCUUCUUUGCUUCUUCAUACUUAAAGAAAUCUAGAGGAAAGAUUGUGGUGAUUGCUUCUGGAUGUGGAUACAUUGCUUCACCCAGAUUGAGCUUUUAUUGUGCAAGUAAAGCUGCUGUGAUUGCGUUUUACGAAACUCUAAGAUCUGAGUUUAGAUCAAAGGUUGGGGUUACCAUAGUAGCACCUGGGGUAGUUGACUCAGAAAUGACCCAAGGCAAGUUCAUGACAAAGAACGGACAACUCAUAGUGGACAGAGAGCUCAGAGAUAUGCAAAUAAGCUUAUUGCCAGUGGAAUCAGCAGAGAGGUGCGCUAAAGCGAUACUAAGGAGCGUGUGCAGAGGAGAUAGGUACUUGUUGGAGCCUGCAUGGAUCAGUUGUGUAAUACUUUGGAAAGUUUUCUGUUCAGAGGUAACAGAUUCGUUGGGACGUUGGCUAGUGAUGGGUUGACAAUGACGCAAGCAGCUCCAGACGAGAAGAUCUGUUGAUCCAGCCAACAACAAAUUACAUUGAGGGACAUUUGUGAACGGCCAUGUAUAAUCUACCAAAUAUAUAAAAAGUAUCACCUAUGAGUAACUACAGGGUUAUAUUUAGCAAAAAAUAAAAAAAAAAACUACAGGGUUAUAUAUCAUGUUCUGUA